Acaulospora colombiana is the source of this 384-nucleotide messenger RNA. NCBI's taxonomy places the organism in Eukaryota, Fungi, Glomeromycota, Glomeromycetes, Diversisporales, Acaulosporaceae. The record is from the annotation of a GenBank genome assembly.
AUGACCAAAGAAGUUGGAACAAAGCCGAUUCCUCCGAAAUAUUCGGACAACUUCCCCGAAGGCUAUGGGGAUUUUGCCUUUCAAUCGAACGACGGCGACAUGUACGAAUUGGGCAAGAACGCCACAAACGAGGGUAUCUUAACCCUUGGCGAGAAUGCCAAAACUCUGGAUUUCUUGCUUCGAUUGAUAGACCCGACAAAAGAGCCACCACCUCUCAUAUGGACACUCGUGAAAGACGUAAUCGAAGCAGGGGACAAGUAUCAAAUAAACGGCAUGCUAGGUUGGUUCCAGAGAGGAGUAGAAAUGGAAGCACAUCAGGACGGUGUCAUCGACGAUCCACUACUAUGUCUCGAAUUGGCCGACCGAUAUAAAUUACCAGAUGUU